AUGUCUUCGUCCACCUCUGCGCGCAAUUCGGAUCACGAGCCAGACGACGAGGAACAAGACUUGGGUCUGGGACUCAGUUUAUCCCCAACAACAUCAACAUCAGUUCCUGGCCCAGCUGCUCGCAGGACUCUGCAGCCCAAGCGGGCGCUAAGACUCUAUCCAGAGCUGAAGCUUGGCCUGGGUUCGUCGCCCUCAUCACCGGACUUACAGCGUCCUGUCGACUUGCUUCGUCGAUCACCGCUCAGUCCUCUACUCAGCCCAAUACAUUCAAGAUCACGAACGCUACCUGGAAGCUACUUCAAGAGCAUAGAUUAUUCACUGGAGCCUGCUCCAUUGACGGCAGAAGAGGUGGUGAAGAUCCAGCGAUGGAUUUUGUGCGUAGCAGUUGUCAACUUUGACCUCGAUGUUGGGCCAAUGUUGCAUCAUGUGUAUCCACCCGUAGAGUUCUCGGAGAAGCAAAGGGAGAAUAUUGCAUUCUCCGCCUUUCCGGACUCUGCAUCCUUCACCACUGGCUCAGAUUCACACUCGUUCCGCAUACGAGAUCCACCGUCUGCCUCUCAUAAUCAUCCCCCAUCCAUCGAUGGAUAUCUCUAUGGCUUCGCGCUUUUUAUGCAGAAGCGUGAUCCCCAAAUGCGUCGGGGUUACCUUCAAAAGUCCAUUGUCUUCCUCAGCCACCACCCACACGUCUCGCUCUUCCUUGAAACAGCUUCCAAACUUGGACCAGCGUACUUCAAGCAUGGAAGCCCCUUACUCGAAACAGCUUGCAGGAAUAUCGCAGGAUGGCCGGAUCCAAAGCCUGGGGUGACACUGGAGCUAGGGUUUUUGGGAUUGGUGUUGAAGACCGAGCUGCCAGCAUUUGGGGAGGAACAGCAGUCUGUGGAGACGGCAUCUUUCACCGAUGUGUUUAAGCCUCAUACCCAUAUCCUCGCCUCCAUCCCGCCAUCGCCCCCAGUCGAGGUGUUCAGCGCAGCCAUCGCCUCGUUAUGGUCGAUCUGGGAAUGUGUGAUCCUGGGCGAGCCCAUCCUCAUCUACGCCUCCAAUGCGCGUAUUUGCAGUGAUGCUGUCUGGUGGCUUCGAGAUCUCAUCCGACCCAUUCCGCUCGCCGGCGACUUCCGCCCAUUCUUCACUAUACAUGACACGGAUUUUCGGACGUUGGUCACGAAGAAACAUCCGGCUGCCGGGCUCAUUUUGGGCGUGACGAACCCGUUCUUUGAGACGGCGUGCAAGCACUGGCCACAUAUCUUGAGCUUGACGAAGGAUGGCAGAAAUGGGAAUGGACACAACGACAUGCCCACACAAGGAACAUUGCUCGGCCCAUCCCCAGGCUGGCAUUCCAAACACAAACGGUACAUUUCCAAGGAUCGCGCACUUCUCAAGACACUUGAGGAUGGCAUCCGAGCACGAAACUACGAUGAGUGCUCGAGGCUGCUACGCAUACAUUUCUUGCAACAGACGGAGAAGCUGCUCGUGCCUCUCAAUCGCUAUUUUGGUAGCUUGAUACCCACAGAUGCGUACGUGAUUUCCUUUCAAUCUGCCUCAUCAACACCACUUACCCUCAAACCAUUCAAUACCCCUCAUUUCAUGGCGUCACUCAAGACGCACGGUUCGCCUCUCAAGUUUCGCGUGCAGGGCGGUGGCCAGCGUGAUUUCUACGAACACUUCCUCAGAUGCAGCAAUUUUGGCAGCUGGCUGCGGACGCGUGCUGAUCUUGCCCAGCGUGAGAUGGACAAGAUGACUGCUGCUCGGACAUGA
Molecule: messenger RNA, 1752 nt
Organism: Dacryopinax primogenitus
Lineage: Eukaryota; Fungi; Basidiomycota; Dacrymycetes; Dacrymycetales; Dacrymycetaceae
Product: DUF1630-domain-containing protein
Exons: 5
Coding region: 1-1752 (583 amino acids)
Cellular component (GO): recycling endosome
Molecular function (GO): guanyl-nucleotide exchange factor activity
Source: RefSeq, a predicted model, not a curated record